Molecule: messenger RNA, 1755 nt
Organism: Syngnathus acus (greater pipefish)
Lineage: Eukaryota; Metazoa; Chordata; Actinopteri; Syngnathiformes; Syngnathidae
Gene: plpp6
Product: phospholipid phosphatase 6
Exons: 2
Coding region: 22-1038 (338 amino acids)
Molecular function (GO): sphingosine-1-phosphate phosphatase activity
Source: RefSeq, a predicted model, not a curated record
AACACAAUUUCCCAGAAGGCUAUGCGAUGGAACAACAAAUAUGGCGUCCCAUGUCUUCACUACGUGAUAAGAAUACUCAAGCUUUGCAGUCGACGAGAUAAAGAGGCGACAGCCUGCACAACACUGCGGAGACAUUCCCCACUGCGGUGUCAGCUCCUCGCAAGGACGCACGCCGACAAAAUGUCUUCACCGAAGGCAAAAAACCCGGGCCGCGCCGGCAGCGGGAGCCCGGUGCUCGGCGGCACCAACAACGGCCGCUUCGAGUUCAUGUCGCUCACCAAGCCGCUGAGCCGGUCGUCGACUCCGCCUCAUCUUCUCCAGCGGCAGAGCUCCGACGGGGCCACCGCUCGGCUCCGCGCCUCUGAGAGCCCCACUCGUCGCCGCGGCUCCAGCUCAUCCACCGGCUCCGGGGCGCCGGAGGAGGACGGCAUCCGGCUCAACCCGUCGCUCUUCCGCGUAGCCCUCAGCUCGCUGCUCGCCAUUGACUUGUGGCUGUCCAAGAGUCUGGGGGUGUGCGCCCGAGAGGACUCAUCGUGGGGGAGUGCGCGGCCCCUCAUGAAGCUUAUCGAGGUGACGGGCCACGGCAUCCCCUGGCUGGCAGGAACCGCCUACUGCUUCUACAAAAGCGACAGUGCUGCUGGCCAGGAGGUCAUGCUCAACCUCUUUAUGGGUCUUCUCCUGGACCUGGUCCUCGUCGGGGUGGUGAAAGCGACUGUGCGGCGACGGCGUCCGGUCCACAACCGCAUGGACAUGUUCGCCACCUUCUCGGUGGACCGCUACUCUUUCCCGUCGGGCCACGCCACCCGCGCCGCCAUGUGCGCCCGCUUCGUGCUGGCACACCUGGUGCUAGCCGCUCCCUUGCGGGUGCUGGUGCUGCUGUGGACGGCCACUGUGGGGCUGAGUCGCGUCAUGCUUGGGCGCCACAACGUCACCGACGUGGCUUUCGGCUUCUGGAUGGGCUACUGUCAGUACAACCUGCUGGAGGCGCUCUGGCUCUCGCCUCAGAGCCUGCAAGCGCUGCUGGGAUACGUGGCGUAACAAUCAGAGACAUUUUUGUUGUUGUGGGAAUGCUGAAGAGCAUUGAUGCACUUUUUCGACAUGCUGCUCCCUCCACAUGACUCAAAAGAUUCAAACCACUCCAACAUUAAAAUGUUCAGGACCAGUUUUUCCUGAAUUUGCACAGUUUUCAUCAUUCCACAUUCCCGAAUCAUGUUUUUUUUAACUGAUCCUUCCACAUCAUUUAGCUCUCCCCCCAAUUUCACAUUCCAAAAUUGCUCCAUUUUAUUAAUUGCGGCAUUUGAGUUCAUCCUCAGCUCUCAGAAUUCCCACACAAAUUCUCCAGAAAUUGCAUUCUCUGUUUUUAAUGUAACUGCACAACUGUGGAACAUGUGUUAUAUUUAUUGUCCCACAAGAGGGAGCUGUUUCCAAUACGUUUAGUCGAGCCCAGGUUUCUCUAGUGCCUCUUCUAGGCAGCUUUUGCUAAAUGCUAUUGUUGUUCUGUUGCAAUCAAGGCAGGGUUCUUUUUCUUGCCAUCUGGCACUUACUGUAAAUAGACUGUUGAGUCACGUGGUGCAAUCUAUAGGAUUCUUGCUUCAACCUGAAUAAGUAUCAUUUUUGGUGUGCAUGUCAUUUUGUAUUUGGUGUCAUCGAAAAUCACUUAAAAUCAAUUUGUGUUUUGACAUACAGUUCAUACUAUUUGCUCUUAUCACAAAAUCGUUUUGGAUGCUUAUAAACGGUGUUCAGUCAAGAAGGCUA